AUGUCGAAAAACAAGCCUAUCCACCCACGUCAUGAAAAUUGGCCCAAUCAGGUCUCUAUAUCGCUAAAAGAUCACAUGGAGCAUGCUCGCAUGAUAAUAGAAGAAGCCCGUCAAGGUGAAGGCGAAUCUGCGUGGUACGAGCUGUACAACCUGAUCCUCAACUUCAACUCCUUGCGUGGCAAUCAUGCCUAUGGUGGACGAGUAUCUGUCUGGCCUCAACCCUAUCUCUACCGAUUCUUAACUCGCGCGGUUGCCCAUGCGAUUGACGAAGCUCGCGAGGAUUCUCUUUUUAAAGCACCGGUGACACGGAGCACGGCAACCUCGCUAGUUCGCCUGGAUUCGAACUCCACGAGUAGCUUGUCGGCUAUUGUCACCCCACAGUCUAAUCUGAGUCCAGUAGAAUCAACUCAUAGUGUCCCUAAUGCUCCCCCCGCUCGCCGCGAUGAUGUCGGAAGUGGAAAAGACGAGUCCGAAGAGGAGCCUGAGGCUAAGGGCCUGGACGCCGAGGCCAAAGAACAAGCUCUGGACAGACAAGGGCAAGGAGGCGAGGCCGAGUCCAAAGAGAAGGAAUGCGAAUCUGCAGAGGCGGGAGAGGACAAAGGCCAUCAUCCUGAGGUAAACGAGAGCGAUCUUGAAGAGAAUGGGCACGAGUCAGCAGAGAAAAAAGAGGACGACGAGGAGGCCGGCGAGGAGGCUGGCGAAGACGAAGAAGAAAAUGACAUUCCUUUCACAGCUGAGGAGGCUCAAUUCCGUGUUCCCGACUUCCUCGUUAUUUUGACCAGGGCAAUCCCAGAUAGCAGCGCGCAGUUUCGAAACGCACUAAUUUUUUGGGAGCUGAAAGAUUGCCAAGGAUACGAGUCUACAACUAUGUUUGCUUCCAACGAACAGAUGCACAGGAAAGCGCAGAUAAUGCGCGCGACGAUCCCUCAGCUUGUUCAACAGGCUCAAUUUCUCUUCCAGCACUUCCCGGAGCAGGAUACAGCUAUCGGUAUGGUCGCUAUCGGGCUCUUCUUCCGUGCUCAUACUUUUCAUCGCAAUCGUAUGCCGGCUCUACCGCAAGAUGGCAAGCUCAAAUUGCUCCCUAGGGCCGAAGCUGCUAAAAUCCCCACUAUCUCCACGAUGUACCACAUCUACAAUCAAAGAGGGACUGAUUAUUCGACCGCGUUCAAAUUUUAUUGGACCGUUUCGAGAACGCGGGCAGCCGAGAUGGAGGGUGGAAGUUGA
Molecule: messenger RNA, 1224 nt
Organism: Heterobasidion irregulare TC 32-1
Lineage: Eukaryota; Fungi; Basidiomycota; Agaricomycetes; Russulales; Bondarzewiaceae
Exons: 3
Coding region: 1-1224 (407 amino acids)
Source: RefSeq, a predicted model, not a curated record